AACUUCCAUUAAGCACUCGGGGCAGGAGGAGCGAAAGUUUCGCGCAGGCAGCAGGCGGGAGCCGGGCACCGAGGAUCGCGCAGAGAGCGAGGAGCGCGGCAUGGAGCGUCUGGCGCCCUGCGUCUGCCUUGUCCUGCUCUGGGGCUGCCGGCUGGCCCCCGCCGCCGCGGCGCAGGGCAAGGAAGUUGUACUGUUGGACUUUGCUGCGGCUAAAGGGGAACUCGGCUGGCUCACACACCCGUACGGCAAAGGGUGGGACCUCAUGCAGAGCAUGAUGGACGACAUGCCCAUCUACAUAUACUCUGUGUGCAACGUGGUGGCCGGCGACCAGGACAACUGGCUCCGUACCAACUGGGUGUACCGCGGGGAGGCCGAGCGCAUCUUCAUCGAGCUCAAGUUCACCGUGCGCGACUGCAAUAGCUUCCCCGGGGGCGCCAGCUCCUGCAAGGAAACCUUCAACCUCUAUUACGCUGAGUCGGAUGUGGACUAUGGCACCAACUUCCAGAAGCGCCAGUUCACCAAGAUCGACACCAUCGCGCCCGACGAGAUCACAGUUAGCAGUGACUUCGAAGCGCGCCACGUGAAGCUGAACGUGGAGGAACGCUCCGUGGGGCCACUCAGCCGCAAGGGCUUCUACCUGGCCUUCCAGGACAUUGGUGCCUGUGUGGCGCUGCUUUCGGUCCGUGUCUACUACAAGAAGUGUCCUGAGCUGCUGCAGGGCCUGGCCCACUUCCCUGAGACCAUCGCAGGCUCCGAUGCACCCUCCCUGGCCACCGUGGCUGGCACCUGCGUGGACCACGCUGUGGUGCCACCUGGGGGUGAAGAGCCCCGCAUGCACUGUGCGGUGGACGGCGAGUGGCUGGUGCCCAUCGGUCAGUGCCUGUGCCAGGCAGGCUACGAGAAGGUGGAGGACGCCUGCCAGGCCUGCUCACCGGGAUUCUUCAAGUCCGAAGCAUCUGAGAGCCCUUGUCUGGAGUGCCCCGCACACACCCUGCCAUCCUCUGAGGGGGCUACCGCCUGCGAAUGUGAGGAAGGCUACUUCCGGGCCCCGCAGGACCCGCUGUCAAUGCCCUGCACGCGUCCCCCCUCCGCCCCACACUACCUCACGGCCGUGGGCAUGGGCGCCAAAGUGGAGCUGCGCUGGACGCCCCCCCAGGACAAUGGGGGCCGCGAGGACAUCACCUACAGUGUCACCUGUGAACAGUGCUGGCCGGAGUCGGGCGAGUGCGGGCCCUGUGAGGCCAGCGUGCACUACUCGGAGCCACCCCAUGGGCUCACCCGCACCAGUGUGACAGUCAGCGACCUGGAGCCCCACAUGAACUACACCUUUGCCGUCGAGGCUCGCAAUGGUGUCUCGGGCCUGGUGACUAGCCGCAGCUUCCGCACCGCCAGCGUCAGCAUCAACCAGACAGAGCCCCCCAAGGUGAAGCUGGAGGGCCGCAGCACCACCUCGCUGAGCGUCUCCUGGAGCAUCCCUCCACCGCAGCAGAGCCGCGUGUGGAAGUACGAAGUCACCUACCGCAAAAAGGGGGACUCCAACAGCUACAACGUACGCCGCACCGAAGGCUUCUCCGUGACCCUGGAUGACCUGGCUCCAGACACCAUCUACCUGGUCCAGGUGCAGGCACUGACGCAAGAGGGCCAGGGUGCCGGCAGCAAAGUGCACGAGUUCCAGACGCUGUCCACGGAAGGAUCCAGCAACAUGGCAGUGAUCGGCGGCGUGGCUGUCGGCGUGGUCUUGCUUCUGGUGCUGGCAGGAAUCGGCAUCUUCAUCCACCGCAGGAGGAAGAGCCUACGGACCCGCCAGUCCUCGGAGGAUGUCUAUUUCUCCAAGUCAGAACAACUGAAGCCCCUGAAGACAUAUGUAGACCCCCACACAUACGAGGACCCCAACCAGGCUGUGCUCAAAUUCACCACCGAGAUCCAUCCAUCCUGCGUCACACGGCAGAAAGUGAUCGGAGCAGGAGAGUUUGGGGAGGUGUACAAAGGGACACUGAAGGCCUCGGGAAAGAAGGAGGUACCCGUGGCCAUCAAGACGCUGAAAGCCGGCUACACAGAGAAGCAGCGGGUGGACUUCCUCAGCGAGGCCAGCAUCAUGGGCCAGUUCAGCCACCACAACAUCAUCCGCCUGGAGGGCGUCGUCUCCAAAUACAAGCCCAUGAUGAUCAUCACUGAAUACAUGGAGAACGGGGCCCUGGACAAGUUCCUUCGGGAGAAGGACGGGGAGUUCAGCGGGCUGCAGCUGGUGGGUAUGCUGCGGGGCAUUGCGGCUGGCAUGAAGUACCUGGCCAACAUGAACUACGUGCACCGCGACCUGGCCGCCCGCAACAUCCUCGUCAACAGCAACCUGGUCUGCAAGGUGUCUGACUUCGGCCUGUCCCGCGUCCUGGAGGAUGACCCCGAGGCCACCUACACCACCAGUGGCGGCAAAAUCCCCAUCCGCUGGACAGCUCCAGAGGCCAUUUCCUACCGCAAGUUCACGUCCGCCAGCGACGUGUGGAGCUAUGGCAUCGUCAUGUGGGAGGUGAUGACGUACGGCGAGCGGCCCUACUGGGAGCUCUCGAACCACGAGGUGAUGAAAGCCAUCAACGACGGCUUCCGGCUCCCCACACCCAUGGACUGCCCCUCCGCCAUCUACCAGCUCAUGAUGCAGUGCUGGCAGCAGGAGCGUACCCGCCGCCCCAAAUUCGCUGACAUCGUCAGCAUCCUGGACAAGCUCAUCCGAGCCCCCGACUCCCUCAAGACCCUGGCUGACUUUGACCCCCGGGUAUCCAUCCGACUGCCCAGUACCAGCGGCUCGGAGGGGGUGCCCUUCCGCACGGUGUCCGAGUGGCUGGAGUCCAUCAAGAUGCAGCAGUACACAGAACACUUCCUGGCGGCCGGCUAUACCGCCAUCGAGAAGGUGGUGCAGAUGACCAACGAUGACAUCAAGAGGAUCGGGGUGCGGCUGCCUGGCCACCAGAAGCGGAUCGCCUACAGCCUGCUGGGCCUCAAGGACCAGGUGAAUACAGUGGGGAUCCCCAUCUGAGCCCCACCAGGCCUCGCGGCCUUCUCAGCAAAGAAUACUUGAAGAAACAGACUGGCCUCCCUGCCAGCUCCAGACUGGGCCACUAGGGACCUUAUUUAUUUCUAGUUGUUCUUUUUUUUUUUUUUUUUUUUUCCUUUUUAGGGCUGCACUUGCGGCAUAUGGAAGUUCCCAGGCCAGGGGUCGAAUUGGAGCUGCAGCUGCUGGCCUACGCCACAGCCACAAGGGAUCUGAGCCGCAUCCACAACCUACACCGCAGCUUGCGGCAAUGCAGUAUCCUUAGCCCACUGAGAGAGGCCAGUGAUCGAAACUGAAUCCUCAUAGACAAUGUCUGGUCCUUAACCUGCUGAGCCACAGCAGGAACUCCUAGUUGUUCUCUAUUGAUGACACCCUGAGGCCUCUGCUGGAAGAAUCUUGGAUGAUACCUUGGCCUGAAGUAAAGAGAAGCUGGGGAUCCUGGACAGGUGGUCCUCUUCAUCUACAAAGGACGGAUAGCCAAGCACUUAGCAGGCAUCGCCAUGUUCCCAGCACCCCCCGGACAGGAGCCUCUCCAGGGCCUUAGGACGUUGCCACACGGACCUCCCCUUUGCCAUCAUAGGAGGUGGGAUGGCCAGCUGUGGUCACAGGAGCAGAGUAUCAUGAGAAGAAGGAGCAGUGCCCCUCAUGAGAAGAAGACAAAUGGCAAAUUCAGUUGACAAGACUCAAGAGUUUCUCCACACCUUCUAGUGCCUUCCUCUGCCCCCCAGGCUCUAUCCUCAGCCCCCACGGGCCAAACUCUUGCUUCCUUGGGGCCCUUGCAGGAUGCUUGGUUCUGUUGAGCUUUUUUAAAACAUAUAUUUUGUACUUUGUGGCGAGAAUGUGUGUAUGAUAGGGGGCCUAGCCAGGGCUGGGGGGGCAGACAGCAGCCUGUGUGGGACAUUCCAGGCUGGGGGCCGGCCCAUCCGGUCUCUCACCUCUUUAAACAACAUUCAUUACUCUGUCAGUGUUAAUGAUUUUGUUGUAUUGGGUUUUGUUUUUGUUUUUGGUUUUUUUUUUUGAACCUUAAUUUAUUAUUAUUUUUUUAUAUUUAUUAUUAGGAAAUGACUUAUUUCUGCUCUGGAAUAAAGUUGCAGAUUGUUUCA
Molecule: messenger RNA, 4146 nt
Organism: Phacochoerus africanus (Common warthog)
Lineage: Eukaryota; Metazoa; Chordata; Mammalia; Artiodactyla; Suidae
Gene: EPHA2
Product: EPH receptor A2
Exons: 17
Coding region: 101-3028 (975 amino acids)
Biological process (GO): protein phosphorylation; cell surface receptor protein tyrosine kinase signaling pathway; axon guidance
Cellular component (GO): plasma membrane; neuron projection
Molecular function (GO): transmembrane-ephrin receptor activity; ATP binding; protein binding
Source: RefSeq, a predicted model, not a curated record